AUGUAUGAAGAAAGUGAACAUAGUUGGAGUGAAGUUUCCGAUAAUAAAUCUGAUUGGGAAGAACAAGAAAUUAAUACUACUAAAAGAAAUCAAGAUACAGUCAUAGAUGUAGAAGAAAGAUUAACUGAGUUAGAAGCUAAAGAAAAUGAAGAAGAUAUCGAUAAUCUUGAAUGUUUAAAUGAAAUUGCAUAUAGAGAAUGGGAACAAGAACAAGAUAUAGAUUCUAAUAGUAUGGAGAAUAGCGACGAUGAAAUCCAAGUGAAUAUUGAAGAAGUAGAAGGAAGUAGUAGAUCUGAGAUCCCUUGA
This is a messenger RNA of Ambispora leptoticha, 306 nucleotides long. NCBI's taxonomy places the organism in Eukaryota, Fungi, Glomeromycota, Glomeromycetes, Archaeosporales, Ambisporaceae. The record is from the annotation of a GenBank genome assembly.